GCCACGGGCUGUGAGAGGCGAGGAGGGGUAACCGGAUGUUUGGCCGCCUCAGUCGCCCGCCCGCACGCUCGCAGGCCUCGGGAGUCUGCCCUUGGUCCGCAGUGGCGGGCCAGGCCUCUCGGGCUGAAGGGGUUUGGAGAACUGUGGAUCGGAACGGGCCUGCUAGGUUGAAUGGGACUUUGCUUUUUCUUCAGUCUCAGGGGAGAGUGUGUGGGAGUUGGGGGCGGGAAAAGAUGUCUCUUUGGGCCGCUGGGCGCUUUCCUAGACGCUAAAGAGUGGAAGCGGCAAUGCAGAUGACGGCAGGAUGAGACGAGGACCUGGGUUAAGCUCUGGCAGGUGUGAAGAAGAGCCAGAUCUGUUUCUUACGUUACCUCCAGGACUUGACAUUUGCCAGGAUGUGAAAGAGGAAAUAAAUGAGCUCUGAGUUUUGACCUUCUGACUUCAGACCCCAGCAGAAUAAGGAAGGGAGAAAGAGGAGAAAGAGCAGAGAUGUGAAGGACAAAAACUCAAACCUUAAUUGUCCACGAGAGAAGGCUAGUCUUUGAGUGGAGCUGGCCUUCUGCCAGAGAAACACUUCACAGAUCUAGAAUGCUGCUUAGAACUUAGACAAAGCGGAGAACUUUGUCCUAGAGAUGAGCGGUUUGCGUUCACAAAUGCGUGUUUAGGUAGAAGUUAGCAUCGCAUUAACUCGUGCAUUUUUCAAAAGGUAGACAGUGUCUCUGCAUCCAUCCAGUAAGGAUUAGUUGAGCACCUACCGGAGACAUAACAGGUUCCCUACUGCUUAGUUCACGCCUGUCCUCUCUCCCUGUGUUCAGCGAACACUGAGCAAGUGUCAAGCAUCACACUAGGCACUAAGACAGCGCUGAGUUAACUGAAUUCACUCUUUUGGUAGGAAUAGCAACGCGAAGUGAAAAGUUCUGAAGAGAUCAUUUAGAACAAUAGGAGACCAUUACUUCGGGAUCAGACGUGGAAUUCAGUCCCUACUCUCAUUUGCUAGGACAGCAACCUCACUGAACCCAUUUCUUCACGUUUAAAUAAUAUAGCAACACAUUGCAAGGAGUGAAGCUCAUAGUAGGUGCUCAGUAAAUGGUAACUCUUAGAAGAGUACCGAUAGGCAUUGCACUGAGUACUGGGAGACUACGGAAAAGGGAUUUCUAACAAGCUGACAAGCAAAACCUAGCUCCCGUAUCCCGGCGGAUGCAGUGCUGAGUCCUAAAGAAUAAGUAGGAAUUAAAGACCGGUAAAGUGUCGGGCAAGGAUGUUCCAGGCAGAGGAAGUGGCCCAUGUGAAAAAGAGUGGUCACAGUGUGUGGCUGGUUUCCUCAUGGCUGUGGCUGAAAGAUGAGCUGGUGAGGUGGGAGAAAGGCUGUCAGGGACCAGUUUAUGAAGGACUCUGUAUACAUACUAAGGAGUUUGGGUGUUUGUCAUGUCAGUUCUAGAGAGCCAAUGAAGGCUUUAAGCACGGAUGAGAUACAGUGGGAAUUCGGCUUUAGGAAGAUCGCUCCUAAGGAUCUUCUCGCUUUAGGAAGAUCUCUCCUAAGAUCCCUCCUUUAGGAAGAUCUGCUCCAGCAGUGUAGCAGAUGAGUGAGUUCAGUGGAGGGAAUCCAGGAGGAAUGUAAUGGAAAUAAUCCAAGUAAAAAGCAGUGAGGGCUUGGCAGGAAUGAGAUGAGCAUUGAAUGAAUUGGAAAGUAGGUUUCAGAGAGUAAGGAGGUGACAUCUUUACAGCUUUGUAGCUGAUCAGAUGUAUUGGAAGGGGCAGUUGUGGAGAGGAGUGUUAGGAGGUCUUGGGUUCCUAAGCUGAGCAGCUGGUAAGGGGUCGUGUUAGUCACUUGAGUACAGGAGCUGGGGCAAUUCUGGAAUAAAGGUGGGAGUUCUGCUGUGUUAUAACAGCUUUAUUGAGAUACGAUUUACACAUACCAUAUGGCUCGUUAAAAGUGUACAAUUCAGUGGUUUCUAGUAUAUUCAGAGUUGUAAGACCAUCACCACUAAUUCCAGAGCAUUGUCAUCAUGCCGAAUAUAAGCUCUGUACCCAUUAGCAGUCACCCCCAUGUCCUCCCAACUUCCCCAGCUCCUGGCCACCAUUACUCUGCUGUCCUUCUCUACAGAUUUGCCAAUUCUGGACAUCUCACUUAAAUGGGAUCAUAUGUAACCUUUUGUGACUGGCUUUGACUUCUUUCACUUAGCCUUAUGUUUCCAAGGUUUAUAAUUUGGAAGUUUUUGUCAUUCAGCAAGAAUUUCUUGAGAUUUACUGCAUACCAGGCGCUACAGCUAAAUAGUGUAAGAAAGACAAUGUCUCUGCUCUUAGGGAGCCUUCAUUUUAAUAGAAACAAACCGUAAGUAAGUGGAUAUAGUAACCUCGUGUUAGUAUAAAUGUUGUGAUAGGUAGAGUUGUGCGAAGGGCAAAGGAGAGGAGGUAGUCAAGAGGAGGCCUCAGAAGGUGACAUUUGGACGGAGAUCCAAAGGAGCCAAUCGUGUCAACAUCUGAGGGCAGAACAUUCUAGGGAAAAAGAGCAAGGACAAGGGACUUGAGGUGAAGACGAGUUUGGCGUAUUUGGCCAUGAGGUGCCUGUGGGAUUUGCCAGUAGAAAUACCUAACUGCCUACAAGUACAGACUUGGAACUCAUCAGCAUGUCACACGUGUGGGACCGAAGAUCACGGAGCCUGAGAAGAGGGCCGAGGAGAGGCCCGCGCACUGUCAACGUGUGAAGUGUGGGCAGAGGCCUGUGAGUGUAGGGAAUCUCCAGAGGAAAACCAAUGAGGCAGAGGAGAGCGUGACUCAGAAACACCAAGGGAGAAGAGCCCAAAAUCCCAGGCCGGCUUGAACGGCGAGGAGCCGCCGAGAGGCCAGCGGCAGGGAGUGUGCGGGGCUCUCAGGAGGCGGCCGUGCAGAGGAGUGGCGUGGGAACCGAGGGGAAUCAGAAAGGAGGCCUUUUAAUGUUAGGGUGAGAACGCCGCAGCAGGUCUGGGUCGUGAUGCAAAAGUAGGCGGGAGGGGAGGCGUCCAGGGCCUCCGGAGGACAGAGCGUGCAGAGCGGACAUCCGUGGUGGCAAGGUCAGCCUUGGACAGAAAGAGAGCUCUGUUGUGUUGCUACAGGAGAAAUGGAGGGGAAAUAUGUGGGUUAGUUGGGAGGUGAAGUUGAGGAAACUGGCAAACAAGCUGUAUUUUUUUUAACAUUUAUUUAUUUAUUUUGGAGAGACAGAAAGAAACAGUGUAAGCGCGGGAGGGGGAGUCACAGAAUCCGAAGCAGGCUCCAGCUGUCAGCCCAGAGCCCAAUGUGCGGCUCGAACCCACGAACCAUGAGACCAUGACCUGAGCCGAAGGCUGAGCCCCCCAGGCGCCCCUAAGCUGUAUGUUUUUUGAUGCAGAGAAGGCCCCUGCCUCAAGUGAAGAAGAAAGAAGGUUGGGAAAGUUAGGAAAGACGACAAAGUUUGAAAUCGUCGCUGUGGAAACUCUUAAGAGAAAACUGAGCUGGGGACACCUAAGAAGUUGCCUAGAGGGCCAGUUAACGUGGGCGGCCAGGAACUCAUGGCAGCACCACGGUUGUUUGAUUUUUGCUCAUCAGAGUCCCCCUGGAUGGUAGGAUCUCCAUUUGGAGAUGGAGCCGCCCCAUGUCUGUCUCCCAGUGAGUGGACCGAGGUCCUCGAAGUCAGGGUCCGUGUAACAGGCAUUUCCGUAUGCGAGGCACGUAGAGUACAGUGUUUGACGUUCAGGGAGUGAAUUCAGUGUUAGCUAGAACGGGUGGGAAAAGGCAUCAGAGAAGGUGAGGGACUGGAAAAAUGGGUGGGGCUUAGCUUCAAGUGCAUCUUAGGAUAAUUGGAAAUUAAGGCUCUUUUACUCAUUUAGGGAGAAAGGAGAAUAGCCUAAUCACUUGGCAUCCAGCACCCUGAAAUAACAAACUAGAGGGAAAAGGGACUGAGGUUCACAGCCAGGAAUAAAAUAAGUCUAUUUAAAUCUAAGCUAUGUAGUAAAUGCAUGAUUUUCCUAAAGAAAAUGAAAGAAUUUGGAAGUUCUUACGGGUUCACACUCAAGUGCUGAUCCUAAAAGUAUGACCAGAUAAUCUGCAUAACCGCUAGAUUGCAUUUCCGUUAACAUCAUAAUUUAGCCCUAACAUUCCGAAGAUUGGAUUUAACCUUGGGCUUCACGUAUCUGCACCGUCUCCUCUCAAGUUUUAGCAACUGCCAAAUCCCUGAACUCCCAAGGGUUGAGUUCCAUCUUUUCCCACACUGACACCGCUCUUCCCUAUCUUUUGGAGCUGGGCAAGAAGUAGGAAGAUCAUGUAUUAUCCUGGAGUUCAAAGGAAGAAAAAUAAUGUUGGACUGCGGGAUCCACCCUGGCCUGGAAGGAAUGGAUGCGCUUCCUUAUAUUGAUUUAAUUGACCCCGCUGAGAUUGAUCUCCUGUUAAUUAGUCAUUUCCAUCUGGAUCACUGUGGAGCUUUGCCCUGGUUUCUACAGAAGACAAGUUUCAAAGGAAGGACAUUUAUGACUCACGCUACAAAAGCUAUUUAUAGAUGGCUUCUCUCAGAUUAUGUCAAAGUUAGUAACAUAUCAGCAGACGACAUGCUGUACACGGAGACAGAUUUGGAAGAGAGCAUGGACAAAAUCGAAACCAUCAACUUUCAUGAAGUUAAAGAAGUUGCAGGAAUCAAGUUUUGGUGUUACCAUGCAGGCCACGUUCUAGGAGCUGCCAUGUUCAUGAUUGAGAUCGCGGGCGUGAAGCUUUUGUACACAGGUGAUUUCUCAAGACAAGAAGAUAGACACUUAAUGGCAGCUGAAAUUCCUAAUAUUAAACCUGACAUUCUCAUUAUUGAAUCUACGUAUGGGACGCACAUUCAUGAGAAGCGUGAAGAGAGAGAAGCAAGAUUCUGUAACACCGUUCAUGACAUUGUAAACAGAGGGGGCAGAGGCCUCAUUCCCGUCUUUGCUCUUGGAAGGGCUCAGGAGCUGCUCUUGAUCUUAGAUGAGUACUGGCAGAAUCACCCAGAACUCCAUGAUAUUCCCAUAUACUAUGCGUCGUCUUUGGCCAAGAAGUGUAUGGCAGUGUACCAGACGUACGUAAAUGCCAUGAACGACAAAAUCCGCAAACAGAUCAACAUCAACAAUCCCUUUGUGUUCAAGCACAUCAGUAACCUCAAGAGCAUGGAUCAUUUUGAUGACAUUGGUCCCAGUGUCGUCAUGGCCUCCCCGGGCAUGAUGCAAAGUGGCUUAUCCAGAGAGCUCUUUGAAAGCUGGUGCACGGAUAAGAGGAACGGCGUCAUUAUAGCAGGGUACUGUGUAGAAGGGACACUUGCCAAGCAUAUCAUGUCUGAACCAGAAGAAAUCACUACCAUGUCUGGACAGAAGUUACCACUGAAAAUGUCUGUUGAUUACAUUUCUUUCUCUGCUCACACAGAUUACCAACAAACCAGUGAAUUUAUCCGUGCUUUGAAACCGCCUCAUGUGAUUUUAGUCCAUGGAGAACAAAAUGAAAUGGCCAGAUUGAAAGCAGCCCUGAUUCGAGAAUAUGAAGAUAACGAUGAAGUUCACAUAGAGGUUCAUAAUCCUCGGAAUACGGAAGCUGUGACCUUGAAUUUCAGAGGAGAAAAGCUAGCCAAGGUCAUGGGCUUUUUAGCAGACAAAAAACCAGAACAAGGCCAGCGGGUCUCAGGAAUACUUGUUAAAAGAAACUUUAAUUAUCACAUACUUUCUCCUUGUGACCUCUCCAAUUAUACUGACUUGGCCAUGAGCACUGUGAAACAGACCCAAGCCAUUCCGUAUACUGGUCCUUUUAAUUUGCUCUAUUACCAGCUACAGAAGUUGACAGGUGAUGUGGAAGAAUUAGAAAUUCAAGAAAAACCUGCUCUGAAAGUAUUCAAAAAUAUUACUGUAAUACAGGAACCAGGAAUGGUGGUAUUAGAAUGGUUAGCAAACCCUUCCAACGAUAUGUAUGCGGAUACAGUAACAACCGUGAUCCUGGAAGUUCAGUCAAACCCGAAAAUCAGGAAAGGUGCAGUACAGAAGGUUUCUAAAAAAUUAGAAAUGCACGUUUAUAGCAAAAGGUUGGAGAUCAUGCUCCAGGACAUAUUUGGAGAAGACUGUGUAAGUGUAAAAGACGGUUCCAUUCUCAGUGUCACAGUGGAUGGAAAAACUGCUAAUAUAAACCUGGAGACACGGACGGUCGAAUGUGAGGAAGGAAGCGAGGAUGAUGAGUCCCUCCGGGAGAUGGUGGAGCUGGCCGCGCAGAGACUCUACGAGGCCCUCACGCCAGUUCACUGAGAGCUGCGGGUCUGCGGACAUGUUAAAGCUUGUCUUUAAUGCUUGACUCUACUUCUCUUCAAAUAAAAUACGUUAGUUUCUCUGGAAUAGCCUAUUUACUUGUGAUGUCAAAUGGCCUGUGUUCCAACAGCUUAAAUGCUAAGUUCCCAACUCCUCUGUCCAUGAUUCCAGAACUACCAAAUAAACUGUUAUUUCAGAGCUUA
This is a messenger RNA of Felis catus (domestic cat), 6454 nucleotides long. It is a transcript of the gene CPSF3, whose product is annotated as cleavage and polyadenylation specific factor 3. The coding region runs from base 4308 to 6251 and encodes 647 amino acids. Gene Ontology annotation, cellular component: mRNA cleavage and polyadenylation specificity factor complex. Gene Ontology annotation, molecular function: RNA endonuclease activity; RNA binding; 5'-3' exonuclease activity. NCBI's taxonomy places the organism in Eukaryota, Metazoa, Chordata, Mammalia, Carnivora, Felidae. The transcript has 18 exons. Gene Ontology annotation, biological process: mRNA 3'-end processing by stem-loop binding and cleavage. The record is from RefSeq and is a predicted model, not a curated record.